AUAACUGAGAGCAAACAAACGUGCCCUUAAAACGUCACGUUUGAAACACCAAAAGGGUCACGUGUGUUUCAAUAAAAGAAUGUUUCACAGGCAUUACUUCUUAAUCUCUGUUUGGUUUGUCUAAAUAACGGCAUAAAACAAACAAACCGGUUGACAGGAAAAAGGCUUUCAUCGCCAGAAAUACUAUUGCCAAUUGGGGAAAAGGGGUGGACAAAGAAAAAAACACAAAACUCUUAUUUCGGUGUCAAUUCACACCCUCCUCGACCUCGGCUAGAUGGAAACAUUUUGGGAAAUUAGGGUUUUGGUUUCAGAUUGACGAUCCUGUAGAUUGUCAUCUGGGUUUUUACUGAAGAAUUCAGGAUUUGAUUUUGGUGAAUUAGGGAGGCUUAAGAUGUCUCUCAAUCAAAGUUAUUCUCGAAUUGACACUUUAGGGCUGAAAGCUAUGAUUGUCCAGAAGAUUGGGCUUCAGAGGGCUGAGAAAUACUUUGAUCAGCUCAGAAGAUUGUUUAGUUUUAAGAUGAGUAAAUGUGAGUUCAAUAAGUUCUGUAUUCGGACUAUUGGGAGGGAAAAUCUCCCUCUUCAUAACCAGCUCAUUCGAUCAAUUGUGAAGAACGCAUGCCUGUCUAAAAUUCCACCAACAAAAGGUAUUAGGAAAGUGGGGAGCACCCUUAAUGUUAAAAUUGCAAAUGGGUGUCAGAAGAAUAAUCUUCAAUCUCUCUAUGGGGAUGCCUUUACUCCUUCUCCUCGCAAGGGUAGGUCUCCAGUCAAUCGAGAGCGUAAGUUUCGAGAUCGCCCAAGUCCUUUGGGCCCGUUUGGAAAACCUCAAAGCGUUACAUGUGAAGAGUUGAUUUUCAAGGCACAAGAGCAGCAAAGUGCUACAGAAUUGCUUUCUCUUGGUAGCAGACCUCCAGUUGAAGUUGCAUCUGUAGAAGAUGGAGAAGAAGUUGAACAGGAUGCAGGAAGCCCUGGUGUACAGAGUAGAAGCCCAGUCACAGCUCCUUUUGGUAUAUCUAUCAAUCUGGGUGGAGCUCGUAAAGCUUUGUCUAACCUAUCAAUUGGUAACAAUUACCGGGCAGAGACCUGUCAAAACAGUGGUGAGCUACCUGAUACAAAAUCACUAAGAAGUCGUGUGAAGCAGAAGUUGGAGAUGGAAGGACUCGGUAUUUCUGUGGACUGUGCCAACCUGCUGAAUAAUGGGCUGGAUGCAUAUUUGAAAAGAUUACUUGAGCCACCUAUACGUUUAGCUGGAUCAAGGCGUGAAAAUGAACAUACGAAACAGCUAAAUAGUCGGUUUAUACGUGGUGCUAAUGGAACAGUAAUCCCCGGAAGACAGCAAAGUCAACUGGCUUCUACUUGUGUAUCCUUAUUAGAUUUUCGUGCAGCAAUGGAGUUAAAUCCCAAAUUAAUUGGAGAAGAUUGGGCCUUACAGCUUGAGAAGAUUGGCUUGCGUGCUUCUGGAGAGUGAACAAAACCUUAUUUGCAUCUUCGCCAGGAAGUCAGCGGUUGUUCAGACCAUGAGACAUGAUGAUUCAGUAAUUUGAAUCAAUUCUUUAACCUUACAUGAGUUUUGGUCUCUGCCUGUUACAAUGUUACAUUUAUUACAAUAGGAAAUAAGUAGUGGGUUCUGUGGGAAGUUUUGUGUUAAGUUCAUUAGGUUGCAUCUAGAUAUAGAGUUGAUAUUUGUUAUGGAGGGUGCAUGUUUAUACAACCAUUUGUAACUCCUUGAUACAUUUAAUGAUCUUACUUUUUGAAGAGUUUAACACCA
Molecule: messenger RNA, 1765 nt
Organism: Humulus lupulus (European hop)
Lineage: Eukaryota; Viridiplantae; Streptophyta; Magnoliopsida; Rosales; Cannabaceae
Exons: 2
Coding region: 392-1465 (357 amino acids)
Biological process (GO): regulation of transcription by RNA polymerase II
Cellular component (GO): SAGA complex
Molecular function (GO): transcription coactivator activity
Source: RefSeq, a predicted model, not a curated record